UUUGCUCUUUAACUUUGUUCACAGCAGUGUGCAGUUUACUGUCUGUCUUGUUGUUAUCUAAUAGCUGGGGGAGAUUAAAGGGUCAUGCCACUCACUGUCGUGCUGGAUGGUCCAGCCCCCUGGGGGUUUCGCCUGACAGGAGGAAAGGACUUCAACCAGCCCCUGACCAUCUCCAGGAUCACACCUGGCAGUAAGGCCUCCAUGGCUAACUUGUGUGCUGGUGACGUCAUCCUGGCCAUCGAGGGAGUCCCAGCCACAGACCUGCUGCACUGUGAAGCCCAGAACAAGAUAAAAGAGUCCACCAAUCAGCUCUGUCUUACUGUUGAAAGGAAUGAAUCAAGACUGUGGUCACCACGUGUUAUUGAUGAAGGCAGAGCUCACCCAUAUAAAAUCAACCUGGAAGCAGAGCAGCAGGAGUAUAAACCUAUUGGCACUGGUCAUAACCGGAAAGCUCAGCCAUUCGUUGCGGCAGCGAACAUCGAUGACAAGCGUCAGGUGGUCAGUGCAUCCUACAACACUCCUAUAGGCCUCUACUCCUCAGGCAACAUCCAGGACGCCAUGGAGGGCCAGAUCCGAGGCCUGGUUCACCAAAAGCCUGCGAGCCCCAGGACUUUGACCAGCAUUGAGGAUUCUGACGUGUACCAGAUGUUACAGAAAGACCAGGAGGAGCCCCAGGAGCCUCGGCAGUCUGGCUCGUUCAAAGCCCUGCAGGAGUUUAUUGACAGUGAUGGCACUCGUCCCAUUGUGACCAGGACAGUAAAAGCCCCCAUGACCAAACCAACUCCGCCCACAGGAAACCUGCAGAAACUGCCCGUCUGCGACAAGUGUGGGAAUGGGAUUGUCGGGACGGUGGUGAAAGCACGAGACAAAUAUCGUCACCCUGGUUGCUUUGUGUGCUCCGACUGUGACAUCAACCUCAAACAGAAAGGCUAUUUCUUUGUGGAGGAGCAGCUGUACUGUGAGACUCACGCUCGUGCUAGAAUGAGACCACCAGAGGGACACGACCUCAUCACAACUUUUCCUUCUGCAUAGAUUCCACUCUUAUGAGCACAGACACACAGACACACACAUGAUCGGACACACUUUGGUCAACACUCCUAUGUCCUGCAGCUGUUGUAUGUGUUUAUCUGCACGUUGAUGUUGUCUGUGUAUCUAAGUAGAAUUUGGAUAAGAAUACAUUUACAUUAUUUCUCUCUCAAUGUACUGUAACAGUAUGAUGUCUUCACCUAUAAAUAACCUCUGCGUAGGAAUAUUUCACAGGUGAUCGUUGAGCAGCCUGGUUGUUUAAAGAGCCCAGCAACAGCAACUAUAAAGCACUGAGACUUGCCACUUUUAUUUUGCCAGUUGCUCACAAUUUGAUGUCUUUCCAAUAAAGACUUUUGUUCAUACUGUA
This is a messenger RNA of Dicentrarchus labrax (European seabass), 1393 nucleotides long. Its product is annotated as PDZ and LIM domain protein 3-like. Bases 85 to 1032 code for a protein of 315 amino acids. Lineage: Eukaryota; Metazoa; Chordata; Actinopteri; Moronidae. Gene Ontology annotation, cellular component: adherens junction; stress fiber; Z disc. Gene Ontology annotation, molecular function: actin binding; muscle alpha-actinin binding. The record is from RefSeq and is a predicted model, not a curated record. The transcript is spliced from 7 exons. Gene Ontology annotation, biological process: actin cytoskeleton organization; muscle structure development; heart development.